CUUUCCCGAGCGUAGAAAGGGCCCGGCUGCGGCUUCGGCCGGCCGUCGCCCUCCCUCUCUAGAGCGGGAGGAGCCCGCACUUCCGCGGGGCGGGGUCUGUCCAGUGCUGACGUUGGCAGCCGAACCCGGACUAGUUCGAGGCUGCCGGCUGCGCCGUCCGGUGGUUGCGCUCUUGCCUCUCGGCCCUGCGGCCCGCUCUCACCACCGCUCCCGCCCGGCGCGCCGCCCCUCGGCUGCCCUGACCGCCGCGAUCGGCGGCUGCCGGUGCUCUGCUGCUCCAGCGCUCGGCGUCCAGGCCCGGUGGCCGCAGGCGGCGUAGGCACCGCGAGCCGAGCUUCCCGGUGACCCGGGAGCGGCGAGCGAGCGAGUCCGUGGGGUUCUUGGGGCAGGUGGCGCCGCGAAGAUGGUCGCCAAGCAGAGGAUCCGUAUGGCGAACGAGAAGCACAGCAAGAACAUUACUCAGCGUGGCAACGUCGCCAAGACCUCGAGAAAUGCCCCCGAAGAAAAGGCAUCGGUAGGACCCUGGUUACUGGCCCUCUUCAUUUUUGUUGUUUGUGGCUCUGCAAUUUUCCAGAUUAUUCAAAGUAUCAGGAUGGGCAUGUGAAGUGACUGACCUUAAGAUGUUUCCAUUCUCCUGUGAAUUUUAACUUGAACUCAUUCCUGAUGUUCGAUGCCCUGGUUAAAAACAAUUCAGUAAAUCAUCCUGCCUCAGAAUGACUUUUUCAUAUCAUCUUCAUGUGUCAUUCCAAGGUUUCUUCAAGAGUCAUUCCAGGUCUUCUAGUCCAUACCACAGUGCCUUGAAAAAGCACCACAUGAAUAAAGCAAUAAAAUUUGAUUAUUAAGUUUCAGUAGUAGACCGAACUUCUUCAGUACAGAAUGAGUUUUAUGUGGUUAUUAAAACUUAUGGCUAAUUAGGUUAAAUCUGUGUAGACAGGGUAUAGGUUUUGUUAACCCUAAUGUGUAAAUGCAAUUAGCUUAAUUUAAAUUUUGGAAUCUUAAGGUUUUAUAUAUAGCUAGGCACUUUAUUACUCUUUGAAUGGAAAGCACACUCCAUUAUAGGGUCAUGAACUAUCCUAUAAUAAGGUGCUUAUAAAUGGACAACCACACAGCCUAGUUUUACCACAAUCAUUGUCACCUAAAUUUUUUAAAAAGCUUCAGGACAUAAGUAGAGAUGCUGACAGCUGCAUCUGUUUAAAACUAUAAUGUUUCUGUUACACAGCCUUGAAUUUUGCAUGGCUAAGUAUAGUCACCUAAGAUCCCAUUUGAAACUCGGUUCAGAGUUUUGUAACUGAAUCAGUAAUUGCAGUUUCACUAAAAGCUAUCACGAUGGAAUGAAAUUAGGGAUGGUUUGCUUAUGUCAUACAGAUUUCACCAGAAUUAACUCAUCAAGGGGUUUAUUGUGCCAGACAAAAAGGGGAAAGACUGCAAGAAAUAAAUGCCGUGUCAGAACAUGUUGAGUCCAGUGUGCCAUACGAUAGCUUACUUAGCAUGUUAAUUGCACUGUUAAUACCAAAAAGGCACAUCAACUAAAAAGUUAUGAUUGAAAUUUCUUAGGGCUCUAGGUAUAUCACUCUAAAAGCAUUUGAAGUUAAAUGAAUUACUGAUGAGUAUCAGUCUAGUCUUCCUUUGUAUGUCUUUAUAGGUUGUGAUCACAUUUUCUUUUUCCUAAUAGUAAUGGUGUGCGUGAUGAGGCAGGUUUGGGGUUUUCUGGUACUAUUGAGAACUGCAAGUCCUGACUAUGUACUUAGCCAGACCAUAGUGCAGAAACCACACAGUGUGUGCUUAUGAAUUGGAAGAAGCCUGCUUCUGUUUGCUGUUUGCCUCAGGAGACCUUGUGAAAUAAGCUGUUUUCAAAGGAACAGAAGGGAAACUUGUUCUGUAAGCAGUGUACACCUCACAGGGGACUUUGGAUCUCCUCAGAUGUGGAGGAGAGUGAAGGGAAGUGGUUAGGGAUGCACAGGAACAUGUGUUUGAACAGGAAAGGAAGCUGGCUGUGGGUCCGCAGGGUCAUGGCCGAUGGUUACCUGCCCCUUUUCACCCAGUAAGUGAAUCUCUGCACUUGAUUCCCUCUGAAGCAAGUCUUGACUGAUUCUAUUUUACUAUAACUUUUAAAGUGAAAGAUGCUCUCUAAAUUUAUAGCAGGUGCCUUAUUUCCUUUGAAUCAAAUCAUUCCAUACCAGAUUUCCCUUGGUUUGCUCUAGGUAAUUGGCUUUAGGGUAUUUUUGUUUUUAAACAUAUAAUGUUUUAAUUAAUUUGUUAAAUUGCUAUAGCCAGCAAUCAUUUCACACUUGUAAAAUUACAUUCCCUUUGUAUCUCCUGUAAUUCACCUAUUGAGUACAUUUUAUAUUCAGGUUGGAUAUGCAUGUUUGGGUCAAUGAAAGCUGUGUCUGUUUGAUUUAUGGUUUAAAAAUAAAGUUCCCUGGAUAUUUGA
Meriones unguiculatus (Mongolian gerbil) is the source of this 2431-nucleotide messenger RNA. It is a transcript of the gene Serp1, whose product is annotated as stress associated endoplasmic reticulum protein 1. The transcript is spliced from 3 exons. Bases 404 to 604 code for a protein of 66 amino acids. Gene Ontology annotation, cellular component: endoplasmic reticulum. Gene Ontology annotation, biological process: endoplasmic reticulum unfolded protein response. Lineage: Eukaryota; Metazoa; Chordata; Mammalia; Rodentia; Muridae. The record is from RefSeq and is a predicted model, not a curated record.